Messenger RNA from Botrytis cinerea B05.10, 4376 nucleotides. RefSeq lists its product as hypothetical. Gene Ontology annotation, molecular function: RNA binding. The transcript has 3 exons. The record is from RefSeq and is a predicted model, not a curated record. NCBI's taxonomy places the organism in Eukaryota, Fungi, Ascomycota, Leotiomycetes, Helotiales, Sclerotiniaceae. Bases 723 to 4205 code for a protein of 1160 amino acids.
GACCCAGCUUAAUAAAUCUUCACUGCGAACAACUACCAUCACUUUCUCUCUCGUUUUGUACCUCGGGCUCACUUCAUAAUUUCGUCCCUCAUGCCAGCACUUCUUCUUAUGUAUUAAUGAAGGUUUGUAUAUUGAAACGGAAACUCUUAAAUCACCAAUUGUCAACAGAGGCCAUCCUUUCACACGAAACCCUUUCUUCCAUCGUUCAGUCCCAGAUUCUCGAAAUCCCGCAAAAAGCUAUAAUCUAAGCACAAAUCUCGUCUCGGUAUCAUCCUUUUGCCAUCAACACCAGACUUUGUACUUUCACAGGACGACCGAGCCCUCAUCGGAUCAUCAAUCCUUCCUUCAAUUCAAUCGACGUAUUCAAUUUUAACUUUUGUUUCUUGCCGGAAGCCAUUGAUUUGGCCCAUUGAAGAGUUCGCCGUCUAAAUUAGAUCCUCCUCUUUUCCACUAGAAGAAUCUUCUCGAACAACUCCGUCGACCCUGCCAACACAAUCUUUAUCUAGCACAGAGUUUACUUGGAUUGAAUACUUGGGCACUCGUAUUACUAGUUCACACCAACGAUUUAAUCGGACCUAAAUUCCUUGAUCUCGACGGGCUGCCAAGACGAUUGUCAAAGCUACGACGUAAAACAAGACAUCAUCUACUGUUGAUUUCGGAAUAAACUGAUCUGUCAUCUCUCGUGCAAAAUCGAGAGAGUUUUGCAGACCGAAUAAUCUAUAAUGUCAAAUAAGAGAUCUGAACAUCCUAAUCUUACCCAUCUACCGCAGUCGGCCGCUGGUUUCCCUCGAUCGGGUUCCUCAACGGCCAACACCUCCCCCACCGAAGCUUCGACAGGACUUCCUUCCUUGAGAUCGCCGUAUGGCGCCCUACCCUUAAAUUCCGCAGGCAAAAUGGCCAGCAACACGCGAUCGGGAGCUGGUUCUCCAUCGCAUGAUCAGCUUAACACACAGUCAAGUGCUAAUAGAUAUCCUCCAACCGCAAAAAGGACACGAGAAAUUGUGCAAGAAGGGGGUUUCACUAGUAGCAAUGUCUGGGGACCUCCAACCAGUGGCAAUUCUACCCCACUUCGAGAAACUAUACCAGAGUCUCCCACGGAUGGAUUUCCAGACUUUGCCCAGUUGCCAACGACAGAAACGAUACCGACACGUCGGGGUCGUGCUGGCACACUCCCAUCUCGAUUUUCGUCAGGGGGGCCUUUGAAUGCAGCUCCAGGUCUGGGUCUUUCGUCGAAGACAUCAAGACCCACACCUUCACCGAGUCCAUUCCAAUCUGCAACAACAAAUCUCGGCGAUUUGGGUGAUCCAUCCACUAGCACGGGAUUGUUGAAUCGAUUACGUUCUGGUUCAACCCCUCAAAAUCCCCAGUAUAAAACGUCGCCUUUUGGUCACCCAUCACUUUUCACCAAUUGGGGCCCAUCUUCAGGCGGCCGUGAACGGACCUCGACCUUGCACAGUAUUGCUAGUCAAUCCUCCAACGGCAUUGAUUCCCCAGGACAAUCUUCAUUCUCGAGAGAUGGAAACAAUGAUGAUAAGAUACGGACUCUCGAUUACCUGGGUCUUGCUGAAACUCCACAACCUCCUCGAGCACAACUGGCAAAUCCCAUAUACAAUCUUAUUGAUGCGCACAAGGCAAAUCGUUUCCGUUCUUACUCUGUCAACGCCAAGGAGAAGUAUGCUGAGGAUGAGGAUGAUGACGACUAUUCGGGUCCCAUGACGCCCUACGAGCAGGCACAAGCAGCUCAAGCUCAAGCCGCUGCUAUGCUACAUAUGCAAUUGGCCCAGAAUAGCGAGCAGAUGCAACGACACCAGCAAAUUAUGCAGCAAUAUGUCAGCCAAGCUUCUGCAAGUAGACCAAGAGCCAGAACUGCCGGUGUUCUCGAUUCACCAAAUACACGGUUGAUGCGUGACUAUUAUCCUGCAGCGUCGUCUCGUCUUGGUAACACUAUUACUGCCUCUGAGUUGAGAGAAGCGGAUGAGUUCUCGGGUCUUCCAGAAGCUGUCGCCGCAAUGAGUCUAGGACGUUCAAACAACGCAAAUGAACACCUUUCACCCAAUGACAAUUUGGAGGGACCAACUAGUGCUCUUUGGCUUGGAAGCAUUCCAUCAUCAACAACAACCUCUACCCUCACAGAAUUGUUCAAAGUUCAUGGUCCAGUCCAAUCGGCAAGGGUUCUCACGCACAAGAAUUGCGGGUUCGUCAAUUAUGAACACGUUGAUAGUGCCAUAACGGCAAAGGCUAUGAUGCACAACAAGGAAAUUUUCCCAGGGGCAGGACCAGUCAGAAUCAACUUUGCUAAACCUGUAUCUCCAGCAACAACACCAGGUCCUGACGGAGCAUUUCCUUCGCCAAGCCCAGAUCCUUUCUCUAAGGGUUUGGACUCCGGUGCAAAUGUGACCGACGCCAAUGGUGCCUUGGGUGCUAUCUCAAGACCUGGAACUACUGAGCCUCCUUCACCACGACUCCAGGACAUCGAGAUUGAUAUUUUGAACAUAGUUUCCGAGUUCGGAGCCACUGCCGAGGAUAAGAUCAAGAUUGGCCAAAGCCUCAAAUCCUCAAUCUCAUAUGACAAAUGGCAGUCUGAAAUACCAGCAAUUGCAGAACCAAGCCACAGUAGAGUUCAUGAUGCUCCUAAGCUCAGAGAUAUCAGGAAGCGCAUUGACAAUCAAAGUUGUUCGCCAGCCGAGAUUGAGGCUAUCGCUAUGGAAAUGCUUGAAGAAGUUGCCGAGUUAUCGUCUGACUAUCUCGGAAACACUGUUGUCCAAAAGUUGUUUGAACAUUGCUCCGAUGAUACCAGAGACCUUAUGCUUCAGCAAAUUGCUCCUCACAUGGCAGAAAUUGGUGUACACAAAAACGGUACCUGGGCAGCACAAAAAAUCAUUGAUGUAUGCAAAACCCCCAAGCAGAUCACUAUGAUAGUUCAGAAUCUGGCGCCAUACACUGUGCCAUUGUUCCUUGAUCAAUACGGUAAUUAUGUUUUGCAAUGCUGCUUGAAAUUUGGUUCGCCUUACAAUGACUUUAUAUUUGAAGCUAUGCUUAGCAAAAUGAAGCCUAUUUCUGAAGGUCGAUAUGGCGCCAGAGCUAUGCGAGCUUGUCUCGAAAGUCAUCACUCUACCAAGGAUCAGCAACGGAUGUUGGCAGCCGCCAUUGCGUUACACAGCGUUCAAUUGGCUACCAAUGCCAAUGGUGCUUUGCUUUUGACUUGGUUUUUGGACACUUGCACAUUCCCACAACGUCGAUCUGUUCUUGCACCUCAGUUAGUACCAAACCUUGUCCACCUUUGCAAGCACAAGGUUGCAUACCUCACCGUACUCAAGGUCAUCAACCAAAAGUUAGAGAACGAUGCUCGCGAUCAAAUCUUUCAAGCAUUGUUCUUUUCAAAAGAUGACGAAACUCUCGAAGCCAUUUUAUCCGACCAAGCUUGUGGUGCUACAUUGAUUUUCAAAGUACUUACCACUCCAUUCUUUGACGAGUCUAUUCGAAGCAAGGUCGUUGAGAACGUUCGAAACGUUUUGCUUCGUCUCAAGGCACAACCAGCACAGGGCUAUAAGCGUCUCAUGGAUGAGGUUGGAUUGUCAACUCGUAACGGUAGUGCCGGACCAAGCAGAGAGCACAGUCAACAGCAACCAAUUGACCGUGCUCGACCUGGAUCACAACAAAGUCAAGUUACUGGGCAACACAUGCCUCAAUCACAAUACGGUUCCAAUCAAUAUUAUCCACAGAUGCAACAAAACCCACCAAUGCAGCAAAAUGCAUAUGACAUGGGUAUGGGUAUGCAAAGGACUGACAGCAUGGAUUCCAACGUUCAACCUUUCCAACAAUUCGCGCUUCAAAACUCAAUGUUUCCACAAUCGUCUACUCCCAUGAUGCAACCAAUGAACAUGCAACAAUUUCAAUACCAAAACAUGAACAUGGCAAGAGGUACUCCUCCGAUCAGCAGCUAUUAUCCUACCAUGCAAUCAGGAUUCGGUGCAUUUAGUAGUCCACAAUUAGCAGACCAAUAUCGAGGAAUGCAAAAUGCCAGCCCUAUCCAACCUCCAUCACAGCAGAUGAGCCCGGGACCAAUGCUAGGACAAAGCUCAUUUGGAGCCCCUGGUCUCAACAAUAUGGGAAUGGGUAUGGGAGCAUAUGGUUUCAAUGGUUUGCCUACACAGAACAUGCAGUAUAUGCAAGAACCAGUUAACAGUCGACGUGGCAGAAGAUAAAUGCACAAAUUGAAAAUAAAAGUUUGUUUUAUGGGAAUUGGUGUUUUGAUUUACAAUUUCUCUACUCUACGAACGAUGAACCAACUUUUUGCCUUCACGACCAGAAUCAAAUCUUCAAGACCGACGAUUUUGCCCAGGUGUCAAAAUCUUUUUCGACCAAAACCAAUUUUA